GCCAGCCCGACGAACCAGACUGGGAAAAGACGCAUCGCAAACGCCAUCAACAAUUGCAGUGGAUUGCAUUAUUAUAUUUGUUACACGUCGAUUGCAUUACAAAAUAAACACUCCAGGGAAUUAGUUUUCGUUGGAAAUACUCUGGGCAAAUUGUGGAUACAUUUUUUUUUGGAUAGUUUUGACUUCGUUUUCGUGCAAAAUUUAUAUAGAACAGAGUGUAAUCAAAUUACGUAUUUCGAUUGCUUUGUCAUUGUGUACAGUGAAAGUUGAUAGUCCUGAGAAAAAAUUACUGCAAGCUCUGAACUAGGAAGUGCCAAGCCAAAAACAACAUUAACGAUGUUUGACCCCUUUAAAUAAUAUUUUUUUAAACGUUUGGGUCGAAGAAGGUUGAAUAAAGUUAUUCCAAGAAAAGAAUCCCUUUCGAUUUCGGAAAAUGUGUACCGAUGGAAUCCGAGGGUUUUGUGCCCAGUGGCGGGCCUGGAUCCUACCACUGCUGGUCCUGGUCUAUGCGUUGUUUGUGAUCAUCGUCGUUCCCCUGUUAAUUGUUAACUCUGUCAAGGAUGGCUUCACACGGAAGGAUCAGUUGAUUCUGAUCGGAGGAUUGUUCGUCAUAUCGGCGCUUCCCGUUUCGAUCUGGCAAAUUACACAACAUAUUGUGCAUUUCACUAAGCCAAUAUUGCAGAAACACAUUAUCAGAAUCCUCUGGAUGGUUCCUAUCUAUGCUCUAAAUGCGUGGUUCUGCUUGCUGUUCCCGCAGCACGCCAUAUACAUGGACAGUAUCCGCGAGUGCUAUGAGGCGUACGUGAUCUACAACUUCAUGAAGUAUCUGCUCAAUUAUCUCAACCUGGAGAUGGAUCUGGAGCGAACGCUGGAGUUCAAACCUCCGGUGCGGCACGUUUUUCCGCUGUGCUGCCUGGAACCGUGGCCGACGGGACGGGAGUUCGUCCACAACUGCAAACACGGGAUCCUGCAGUACACGGUGGUGCGACCGAUAACCACUUUUGUGGCUUACAUUUGUGAAGUGAACGGAGUCUAUGGGGAAGGUAUCUUGGAGACAGACGUCGCUUUCCCUUACAUUGUCUUCAUCAACAACUGCUCCCAGAUCAUUGCGAUGUACUGCUUGGUUUUGUUCUAUAAAGCGAAUAAAGACGAACUGAAGCCUAUGAAGCCGAUACCUAAGUUCCUGUGUAUAAAGGCUGUCGUUUUCUUUUCGUUUUUCCAAGGAGUGCUGAUCAACUUUCUGGUGUACUUCGGAUUUAUCAAGGAUAUCUUUCGGUCGGUUGGAAACGAGGAUCCGCGAUUGCUUUCGUCGAAGCUGCAAAAUUUCCUCAUCUGUAUUGAGAUGUUCCUGGCAGCGUUGGCUCAUCAUUAUAGUUUCCCGCAUAAACCGUACCAGCUCAAUAUUCCUAUCAGUAGUUUGAGUGGUGGAAUCGGUAGCAGUAUCAACGGGAACAACAGUGGACCAUGGUACAGCGCCUUUUUGAACAUGCUGGACAUUUCUGAUGUCCAUCAGGAUGUCAGCGAGCACUUGGGUGUAGUAGGAAGUUCGCUGAGUCGGCGUUUGAGAGGACGAAACACUUAUCAGAUGCCGCGGGAAAACUGUGAUAUCGGGGGCGGCUCGGGAUCUGAGAGAGAAUAUUUGGUUCAACCAACGGGAAGUACCGGUAGUUUGAGCUCUGGUCAAUGCUACCAGAGUGGGUUGAAUCGAUCGGGGAACCAGAUAUACUCUAAUGUGCCUAAGUCGGCGCAAAAUCGAUACGGAGCUCUGGACAGCGGUAUAAGUAUAGUUCGUCCGAAAACGGACAAACAAGCGAAUGCUACCCAUGAGGGCGCUCCAAAGGUUCCCAACAUUUUUAAUCAAUUUCCAAGCUCUAAGAACCUCAACCUGGUUCUGGCCAAAAGCCCUAGCUUUGAUAAUCUCAAUUCCAUAAAAAGCGAAACUGCCAGUACCAGCAGUUCUAAUCAGAAAAGAUCCGACGAACGAACGACUGCCACGACAUCGACGGCCACUUCAAACAAUACCACCGGAUCGACGUCCGAUUCAAAUUUGAAGAAGUCGGAAAGCGCAAACAGUGACUGGCUAAGCACACCGGACGAUGAUUUGGGAAUUGACGUGAAGGGUUUGGGCAACGAUCGGAUCAACUAUAAUCCGAAUUGGAAAGCGUGAAUCCAAUGGGUGUUGAAUCCUUAAAGUGUGAUUGAAUUCUAUUUUUGUUUUGCUGAAAAAGUGUGCUAGUGGGUGUCAAAAAACCGAUGUAUAUUCGUGCACAUUCUCAUAAGCUAGAAUUUAUUUAUUUAAUCUUUAUAAGUAACGAGGCAAAAAAAGUCGAAAUGAAAUAUUAAUUUUUUCGUAUAAAUUUCAUUAAAAAAUUUAAAUUGUUUUGCAUUGCGUAAGACAUGUUAAACCUGAAUAAUAUUCCUUCGCUUACGUUAUUUCACUUUCCCAAUAAAAAGUUAUAUACACAAUUCGAUAAAUUUAGUUAAGCAGGUUCUCUCAUACUUGUGGUAAUCUUUCAAUGCCUAAAGUCGCUAAGUGAUAUUCGAAUAACUGAUUAGGCUUACACAAAGAUCGAUGACUGUCGCUUUAUACAAUAUCAUUAUUUUCUUUUUCUGUGGACCACAGAAAAAUGGAUACCUAUCAACACACCAAACUUGAUCAAUGAGAAGAUAACGAUAUCGUGUGAUUAACUUUACUAUCAAGUAGGUAAUUUUAGAUGAAUAUCGAAUCUGUAUUCAGUUAAAAAAAGAAACAUUUCGAAGAUUAUUAGCUUUAAGUUUAUGCGUCAACUCGUAAACGGAAUUAUGAGAAAUCCAAAAAUAUUUCAACUGUGAACAUCGUAAUAACCCAACCGAAAAUAUAAUCUGAGAAAAAAUAAAUAAUCAGUAUGAUAAAAAUUA
Uranotaenia lowii is the source of this 2898-nucleotide messenger RNA. RefSeq names its product transmembrane protein 184C. The coding region runs from base 434 to 2167 and encodes 577 amino acids. Gene Ontology annotation, biological process: transport. The transcript is spliced from 5 exons. The record is from RefSeq and is a predicted model, not a curated record. Gene Ontology annotation, molecular function: transporter activity. NCBI's taxonomy places the organism in Eukaryota, Metazoa, Arthropoda, Insecta, Diptera, Culicidae.